Molecule: messenger RNA, 858 nt
Organism: Onychomys torridus (southern grasshopper mouse)
Lineage: Eukaryota; Metazoa; Chordata; Mammalia; Rodentia; Cricetidae
Product: histidine-rich glycoprotein-like
Exons: 5
Coding region: 1-858 (285 amino acids)
Source: RefSeq, a predicted model, not a curated record
AUGAGGCAUGAUAGCAGUGAAGAUCAGUCAGAGUGGAAUGGAAACCAGUCAGAAGAGAGACAGCCACAAAUAGAAGGAAAUCAAGUUUCCUUCAGGAGAGUUCAUGGCCAUUCCCAAUCUCGUGGCCGCCAUAUUAUCAGAUCUCAUGGCCCCUACUCCAGAAGAUCUCAUAGCCACUUUAGGAGAGCUCCUGUCUACUCAGAUAGAUCUCAUCAUGACCAUUCAGGUAGACCACAUCAUGACCACCCAGAUAGACCACAUCAUGACCACCCAGAUAGACCACAUCAUGACCAUACAGAUAGACCACACCAUGACUACUCAGGCAGACCACAUCAUGACUAUUCAGGUAGAUCACAUCAUGAUCACCCAGACAGACUGCAUCAUGAUCACCCAGACAGACCUCAUCAUGAUCACCCAGACAGACCUCAUCAUAAUCACCCAGACAGACCUCAUCAUGAUCACCCAGACAGACCACAUCAUGACCACCCAGGUAGACCACAUCAUGACCACCCAGGUAGACCACAUCAUGACCACCCAGGUAGACCACAUCAUGACCACCCAGGUAGACCACAUCAUGACCACCCAGGUAGACCACAUCAUGACCAUUCAGAGUGGGAAAACUUCCCUUUUGGCCUGAUGGUGAUAGAAGAAGGUGACAGCAGCUCUGAAGAAAGUGAUGAAAGUUCUGACAGUUUAUGGAGACCUGAAGUUGAUGCGGAAUUCCAGAAUGGUAGAUACACUACAAUCAAGACUAUUACACGUUUUCCAAAAGGAGUAAGACUGAACUUCAAUGUUGCAGCACGGACAAAUCGGGUACUUAUGAUGGACAUGGACAAUUGUUUACUCCCCAGAUGUUAA